AUACUUGAAGCGGCCACUGAACUGUGUGCGGUGGGAGGGGGAAAAUGGCUGCUCGCGGAGCGACUGUCGGAACGACGCGCUACAAUAACACAUGCAAAACCACCUCAAAAUGUGACAGCUGACCCGAACCGACACGAGCACACACGCCGGCUUUUGAACGGAUGGGUGUCGAGGCCGGUGGCGGGGAAAGACAGGAACGACAGCGUUUGUGUUUGAGUUGUAAUUGUGAGGGAUAGGAGUGAAUUAGCCAGCCUGCUAACGUUAGCCGCACUCUAAACUGGAACGAAACGAACCAGAACCAGAUCAAGAAACACGAAACCAGACAACUGCAGACUGCUUUUUACUGCUAGAAUGAGCGGACCGGGCCAGGACAGCGAGCCAGAGGCCAAAGUGCUUCAUAUUAAACGGCUGUACAGGGCUGUUGUAGAAACAGUGCACAAGUUGGAUGCUAUUAUCAGCAGCAAGUCAUCUUAUAGGGAGGUCUUUAAACCUGAGAAUAUCAGCUUGAGAAACAAGUUGCGAGAACUUUGUGUAAAACUGAUGUUCCUGCAUCCGGUUGACUACGGACGCAAGGCAGAAGAACUGCUGUGGAGGAAGGUCUACUAUGAGGUCAUACAGGUCAUCAAGACCAACAAGAAGCAUAUUCACAGCCGAAGUGCUCUUGAGUGCGCCUACAGGACCCAUCUGAUUGCCGGGGUGGGCUUCUUUCAACACCUGCUGCUCUAUAUCCAGUCACACUAUCAGUUGGAGCUACAGGACUGCAUCGACUGGACGCACGUCACAGAUCCACUCAUCGGUCGUAAGAAACCAGUCUCAGCCACCCCUAAAGAGAUGGAGUGGGCCCAGAUGGCAUGUCACAGAUGCCUUGUGUACUUGGGAGAUCUUGCACGGUACCAGAACGAACUUGCAGGAGUGGAGGCAGAGCAGUUGGCUGAACGAUUUUAUCACCAGGCCCUGUCUGUUGCACCUCACGUCGGUAUGCCGUUUAAUCAAUUGGGUACACUGGCUGGAAGUAAAUUUUAUAAUGUGGAGGCUACUUACAAUUACCUUCGCUGUAUUCAGUCAGAGACUCCCUUUGACGGGGCUUAUGGGAAUUUAAAGCGUCUGUUUGACAAGGCAGCCAAGAUGUUCCACCAGUUGAAGAAGCAAGAGAUGAAGAAACUUUCCCCAUCACGCCAGAGAUCAAAAGACAUCAAAAGACUACUGGUGAGCUUCAUGUAUUUGCAGAGCCUGUUGCAGCCAAAGAACAGUCUGAUGGAGAUGGAGUUGACAUCAUUGUGCCAGUCCGUGCUGGAGGACUUCAACCUGGUUCUGUUCUACCUGUCACUUCCUGUUCACGGCAGCCAGUCAGCCAGCGAAGAGGAGGAGGAACAUGACUCUGUCUGCUCUGUGCUGCCUGACAGCCUCAUAUUCAAGAUGGUGGUGACUUGCCUUAUGGUUGUGUACAGCCUGAAGAGAGGGGCUUCAAAGCAGUACAGCGCCUCCAUCGCCUUUACAUUGGCUCUGUUCUCUCAUCUGGUCAAUCAUGUGAACAUUCGACUGCAAGCUGAGCUUGAUGAGGGAGAGAGUGAUGUCCCACCCCUGCGCACUGAUAACACAGAUGACUCUGAUGUCAGAGAUCACGGCAGUACUGCUCCCUCAGUGGAGAGAACCCUGCAGAAUGGCUCCCUGGAAGAGGACAAUGAAGAGGAGGAUGAGGAGAAAGAGAACGAUCAAGAUGAGCCAAAGAGCAAUGGGAGGACGGUGGAGACUGAAAAGGGGCUGGAGAAGAAGAGGUCAGCUGAGGAGAAGCAAAAGCAGAAGAGUAAGUUCUCGCGGCUUUCCAUGCUGCGCCGCAGACGCUGCGCUCACAAAGAGGAUGAGAGUGACCUGAGCGAGGGAUUUGAGAGUGACGAAGAAGAGGAUGAGGAAGAUGCCGGGCCAGUCGACGGUCUGGGAGCCUCCAGGGUCCAGAUUAACUCUUUAGGGAGGGAGGUGAGAAAGGAACCGCUGGCACAGGAUGGCAGUUGGGAAAGCGGUUCAGAGGAGGACGAGGGCGGCACUGCCUUUGACGUGGAGACGGAUUCCGACAUGAACAGUCAGGAGUCUCGUUCAGACUUAGAAGACAUGGCAGACACUGAGAAUACUCCACAACAGCAGCAACAAGUGGAAGAGGAGCAGCCACCACCAUCUAGGGAGGAAACCUUGACCCCUCCAGCAAGCAAUGGCCCUCUAGUGUCCAAUGAUGCCAGCAUAAGCAGUAACCUGCAGGCCAUGUCUUCUCAGCUCUUUCAGGCCAAACGCUGCUUCAGGCUUGCACCCACCUUUAGUAAUGUGCUGCUCCGCCCCCCAGCUACCACAAACCCCACCCCAGAUCCAAACCGUGCCCCUUCACAAGAAGUCUCGCCCCCUCCUGGAGAAACACCAAGCAACAUAAGUCCAGAGAUUGCUAAUGGAACCAAUGACAAUGAUCCUGACAGUGAUUCUGAAGUCAGUGAGCACAGCAACCAAUCGUUUCACAGUGAGAAAACCCUUUCUGAGCGACUGAAGAUUCUGACCAAUCAGGGACUAAUCCAGAUAGUGAAGGUCUUUUUGGAUUGGCUGAGGACAAACACUGAUAUCAUCGUCAUGUGUGCACAGAGUUCUCAGAGCUUGUGGAACAGACUCUCAGUACUUCUGAACUUACUACCUGAGGGCAGCAAGAUGCUGGAAGCAGAUUUGGGUCUGAAUAAGGAAGUAACAGACCUUCUGAAUGAGUGUGAGCAGCCUGGUUUGGUCCAGACACUGCUAUUGCCUGAGGAUCUGGCCCUCCAUCACCUUCCUGCCCUCAGUGCGGCCCAUAAACGCCUGGACUUCUCCAGCCAGAGACCCCCUCUUACUCCUCUGGAGGAGUGUGUGGUGCGUGUGUGCUGUAUUCGCAGCUUUGGCCACUUCCUCACAAAUCUCCAAGGCAACGUUUUGCACUUCAAUCCCGAGGCAGGUAUCUUCACCAGCAUCAGCCAAUCAGAGCAGGAGAACCUGGUUCAGCAGGCCAAGGCCCAGUUCCACAUGGCAGAAAAGGAAGCUCGCAGGAACCGGCUCAUGAGAGACAUGGCCCAGCUGCGCCUACAGUUGGAAGUUUCGCAACUAGAGGGCAGUCUGCAGCAGCCCAAAGCCCAGUCUUCCAUGUCUCCUUACCUGGUGCCAGAUACAGCCGUUCUCUGCCAGCACUUGGGGCUGAUCAGACAGCUGGCUGCCAGCGGCUGCUUUAUCAUCAUCAUCCCUCGCACAGUUAUUGAUGGUCUGGAUAUGCUGAAGAAAGAGAACGCUGGAGCGAGAGAUGGCAUCCGUUUUCUUGAGACAGAGUUUCGGAAAGGGAACAGAUACAUCCGCUGUCAGAAAGAGUCGGGGAAAAGUUUUGAGAGGGAUAAAUUAAAACGACAGGACAUGGAAGCCUGGCACCUGUAUAAGAUGGUGGACAGUUGUCGUCAGUUGACGGGAUCUCAGAAUACUGGAGAUGAAGACACCGCUGGCAUGGUGACCAUUCUAACCGGACGUUCAUUAGUGGAGUUAACUGAGAGAUCAUCUGCUAUGAAGGUGGCGGUCCAGGCGGUGGCAGCAGCAGGCAUGGAGCUGAAGAAUAUUUUGGAGUUCUACCGGCAGUGGAAAGAGAUAGGCUGAGAGACAGGGGGAAUGCUAGGGCUUGGCGAUUGACUGAUCACACACUCACUCCCUCUCCCUCUAUCUCUCUCUCCCAUUUUACUGCUCUUUCUGUAUCUGCGUCUCCAAGACAAAAAAAUACUUAAAGAUGGAGGGAUGGAAGAAAGGAGGAUGCUUGAAGUGUUUAGAAAAAAGAGAAGUCAGAGGUACAAGGGGGCUCGAUCUCAACACAGGAAGUUUAAAAGAAUCUAUGGGGUGAAAUAACUCUGUUUUAGUGCCCCUGGUGUGCCAUAACCAGGCAUGUACAGUAUGCCGAUGAAAUGUGUAUGUUUUUGAGAAACGGACAUUCUUGUGCAUAUACACAGAAAAGAAACCCAUAAAUCUAUAUAUAUUGCGCAAUGUUUUUUGAUUUUAUUUCCGUCUUUUCGCUAUAAUCGGGAUUGUGCACUGCCACGUGGAUGUCUGUGUAACUGGUAGGUGAACCGAAGGGUGCAACGGUGAUCACAGAGCAAAAAAAUCAUCCCUAGAUCUGGCUGCAACAGGGUUUUUAGCUCUUAUAGUCACAAAGGAUUCAGGGUACUUGGGUGUACACUUCUUUUUAAUGAUUUGUUUUCUGCCGUGGCUUUUCCCCCCAUUUUUUGUUUUCUUUUUGCUGUGUACCUCUGUGAGUUAAUGUGUUAUCAGUGUAUAAACUGGAUGGAAUAAGUCAGGCAAAUGGUUGCUUUUAUUUGAUUUUAUUUUUCUAUGUCGUAUUAUUGCCUUUGAAUGCUGUGCUGAACAUACAGGAAUGAAGAUCCUAAAUGGCUUAAUGAUCUAUCUUUCUGUUACGGCAUGAGCUAGUCAAUAACAUAAUGUGACUCUGGUCACACUCGGCUGCAUUGACUGAUUUGGAAGCGUUUCUUUUCGACUCUUAACAUGAAAAAACUACUCCGCAGAUCCAGUCUCAGCCAUUUGUCAUCAUAUUCUCAUGGUAAUUGUCCCAUAUUGCUCAACGCAAAGGAAUCCAUUGUAUGUGUGAGACAGUGAAUUAAACAAUAAAAAGAGAUUUCAUCUAAAAAGUCUUCUUGAAAAUUGUCUUUCGUAGA
Xyrauchen texanus (razorback sucker) is the source of this 4703-nucleotide messenger RNA. RefSeq names its product nonsense-mediated mRNA decay factor SMG5-like. The record is from RefSeq and is a predicted model, not a curated record. The coding region runs from base 352 to 3639 and encodes 1095 amino acids. The transcript is spliced from 22 exons. Gene Ontology annotation, biological process: nuclear-transcribed mRNA catabolic process, nonsense-mediated decay. Gene Ontology annotation, molecular function: protein binding; telomerase RNA binding; telomeric repeat DNA binding. NCBI's taxonomy places the organism in Eukaryota, Metazoa, Chordata, Actinopteri, Cypriniformes, Catostomidae. Gene Ontology annotation, cellular component: telomerase holoenzyme complex.